This is a messenger RNA of Ornithodoros turicata, 2394 nucleotides long. RefSeq lists its product as uncharacterized. Gene Ontology annotation, molecular function: DNA binding. NCBI's taxonomy places the organism in Eukaryota, Metazoa, Arthropoda, Arachnida, Ixodida, Argasidae. Bases 1 to 2394 code for a protein of 797 amino acids. Gene Ontology annotation, biological process: DNA recombination; DNA integration. The record is from RefSeq and is a predicted model, not a curated record. The transcript is spliced from 2 exons.
AUGGAGGUCUGGGACACUGUAAGGGGACUGCUCCUUCAGGGAGAUUUUCUUGUUCGAAUAGACCUCAAGGACGCUUACCUGUCCAUUCCGAUCAGCAGUUCCGAUCGUCCAUGGCUUUGCUUCCUCUAUCACGGGACCUGCUACCAAUGGAAUGUGCUCCCUUUCGGCUUGACGUCUGCACCACGGGUGUUUACCAAACUGAUGAAACCAGUCGUGGCAUACCUGAGGUCGCGCGGAGUUCGGCUAGUGAUUUACCUGGACGACAUUUUGAUCAUGGAUCAGUCUCCUUGUCAUCUCCUUGCCACCACGAGCUUCGUAGUAGAUUUCUUGCAUGCCCUGGGUUUCAUCGUGAACCAAUCCAAAUCCCACCUCGUACCAACUCGGAAACUACUCUUUCUGGGGUUCGAAGUUUCAACCUCCCCAGAACCCACACUUGGCCUGCCCCUGGGCAAGGGUCAGACCAUCACCCAGGAGCUCAAAGCCCUUCUUCAGGGCCCAAGGCGGGCGAGACAUUUAGCAAAAGUCAUUGGCCUAUUGAGUGCAACAUCCCUAGCAAUCCUGGAAGCCCCUCUCCAUCUCCGGUCGCUCCAAUCUCUGCUUCAUCAGACCUUGAAGCAGGGUUCGUACGAGAGCACAAUUACGCUCACCGUGGAGGCCACCAAGGACCUGCAGUGGUGGAGCAAGAAACUCUUGUCGUGCCCCACUCGACCAUUGCGCGAAAAAUCUGUAGUACAGAUAAUUCAAUCAGACAGCUCCCUGAGGGGCUGGGGGGCGAGCUCAGAGGGUUCUGUAGUGGGUCAACAAUGGACCAGCGACCAGGCUCGCCUCCACAUAAACGAGUUAGAACUGGUAGCUGCCCUCUUGGGACUCAAAGCUCUAGUGAAAGCGCCGCCUCAAGGGCGGAUCCUUCUCCAGCUAGACAACAGGACAGUAGUGGCAGCCAUCAAUCGCAUGGGGAGCACCCGUUCCUCACGCCUGAAUCAGGUAGCACUCGAGCUUUGGUCUUGGUGUCUCAAUCGUGGCCUGACAGUGCAGGCGCAAUACAUCCCAGGGAGUCUGAAUGUGGUGGCGGACCGAGCCUCACGUUUCAGGUUCGACAGCAGCAGCUGGAGACUGCAUCCCUUAAUAUUCCGCAAAGUCGUGAAGCUGUGGGGACCAAUUCUGGUAGACCUGUUUGCAGACCUAUCGAACUUCCAGGUGCCACACUACUUCAGUUGGAAACCGAAUCCAGGGUCAGCAGGUGUGGACGCCUUCAGCCAGCCCUGGUCGGGGCCAGCCAUGGUAUCCGUCCCUCCUGCGUCUUUCAUGCCAGGAGCCUCGUCUGAUUCCUCCACUUCCAGACCUUCUACAGAAUUCCCAGGGUGUAGCUCAUCCACUGUUGGAACAGGGCCUUCGCCUGGCGGUAUGGAAAGUGACCAGCGACCACUCACAGACCCAGGCCUUUCGGGAGAAGCUGCCGAGCUUAUCUCAGCAUCAUGGCGUAGGGGCACAAAGCUUGUUUACAGUGCUUGCUGGCGAAAGUGGGACAGCUGGUGCAGUACAAGGUCGAUGGAUUCCCUUUCUCCCCCUAUAACAGCAGUCCUGAAUUUUUUGGCCCAUCUUCACUUCAACGAACGUCUAGCUUAUAGAACGAUCAACUGCUAUCGGUCCGCCCUGUCCCAGAUUAUCGGUAGCUGCGAAGGGUAUCCUUUAUGCGAGCACCCUUCUGUAUCUCGUCUGCUUAGGGGAGUCUUUAAUCUUAAUCCCCCUCUCCCAAAAUAUACCACUACUUGGCCUGUGGAAGUGGUCACCUCUUACAUCUCUUCCCUCGGCUCAAACAGCUCCCUCCCCUUACGCCUUUUAACUUACAAAUUGACCAUGCUCCUAGCCCUUGCUACGGCUGGCCGCUCGGCAGACCUACGUUUGUUGUCUACAGAGGGCAUAAGACAACGUGUUUUGGGCUGGGAUAUAGCUCUCAAUGGGUUACGGAAAACAUCCAGGCCCUCAGGGACUGCACCUUCCCUUUUUAUUCCUGCCUUGCCACAGGAGCCCCUUCUUUGUCCUGUGCUCUGCCUGCAAUCUUAUAUAGCACGCACCCUCCCCCAUCGGAACAGCUGUCCUCAGCUCCUUCUGACAACCCAGAAGCCGUAUAAGCCUGCCUCACGCGAUACUAUUGCAAAUUGGCUCAAACGGGUCCUGAAUCUUGCGGGUAUUGACACCCGUAUCUUCCAAGCACACUCUACUAGGGGUGCAGCAACAUCCAAAGCACUAGAUAGGGGGGUUCCUGUCUCUGAGAUACUCAAAGUUGCUGACUGGUCUUCUGACACCACAUUCAAUCGUUUCUACAGGCGUGAGGCUCGCUCAGGGACUAGCUUCGGGGUUCAGGUGCUAUCUCAGGUGUGCACACAGCUUUGA